Messenger RNA from Brassica rapa (field mustard), 501 nucleotides. RefSeq names its product chalcone synthase-like. Lineage: Eukaryota; Viridiplantae; Streptophyta; Magnoliopsida; Brassicales; Brassicaceae. The record is from RefSeq and is a predicted model, not a curated record. Gene Ontology annotation, biological process: polyketide biosynthetic process. Gene Ontology annotation, molecular function: acyltransferase activity, transferring groups other than amino-acyl groups.
AUGGGUGCCUUGUCCUUGGAUGAGAUCAGAAAGGCACAAAGAGCUGAUGGACCAGCAAGAAUCUUGGCCAUAGGCACUGCCAAACCAAGUGUUCCAAGAACCAUCCUUCCUGACUCUAGUGGAGCCAUAGAAGGACAUCUGACGGAGGUGGGACUCACCUUCCACCUCCAAAAGACUGUCCCCAGUCUCAUCUCAAAGAACAUUGAGAAGUGUCUUGAAGAAGCGUUUAAACCUCUAGGGAUAAGUGACUGGAACUCUCUCUUCUGGAUAGCUCACCCUGGAGGCCCUACCAUCCUGGACCACAGUGAGAUAAAGCUAGGACUAAAGGCAGAGAAGAUGAAGGCGACUCGUCACGUGUUGAGUGAGUAUGGAAACAUGUCCAAUGCCUGUGUCUUCUUCAUACUUGACACAGCGUUCCUCUCUUGCCUUCCCCUUAUGUGUGCUCUUCCUCCUCUUCUUCCCCUAGCCGCCAAUGUCAUAUGCUCUCUGAUACUGAGAUGA